GCGGCGGCAGCGGCGGCGGCGGCGGCAGCAGCGGGAGUUUCCCCGACAGCUGGAGGUUGCGGCGGCGGCUCCUCCUCCCCGGGUCCCCGCUAGAGCCCAGGGACCCCCCGCGCUCCUCCUUAUUGACAAACGCACAAAGGGCCGCGCCGGGACGCGUCUAGAGCCGGUAUGGGAGACAAGAAGAGCCCGACCAGGCCGAAGCGGCAGCCGAAACCCUCCUCGGACGAGGGGUACUGGGACUGCAGCGUCUGCACCUUCCGCAACAGCGCCGAGGCCUUCAAGUGCUUGAUGUGCGACGUGAGAAAGGGCACCUCCACACGGAAACCUCGACCUGUCUCUCAGCUGGUUGCACAACAGGUUCCUCAGCAAUUUGUGCCCCCUACACAAUCAAAGAAAGAGAAAAAAGACAAAGUAGAAAAGGAAAAAAGUGAAAAGGAAACAACGAGCAAAAAGAACAGUCAUAAGAAAACCAGGCCAAGGUUGAAAAAUGUGGAUCGAAGUAGUGCUCAGCAUUUGGAAGUUACCGUUGGAGAUCUGACAGUCAUUAUUACAGACUUUAAGGAGAAAACUAAGUCACCACCUGCUUCCAGUGCUGCUUCUGCAGAUCAACACAGUCAGAGUGGUUCUAGCUCUGACAACACAGAGAGGGGAAUGUCCAGGUCAUCUUCACCCAGAGGAGAAGCGUCGUCACUGAAUGGGGAAUCUCAUUAAAGUUUAUUUCCUCCAGUUUCAUUAGUCUCUUCAAAACAUGCAAAUACGUAAGUUCUGUCACCACAUUUUCAUGACAGAUUAGUCAUGCAUAAUUGAUAUGUUGACUGGAACAUAAUGCAGUUUA
Molecule: messenger RNA, 835 nt
Organism: Camarhynchus parvulus
Lineage: Eukaryota; Metazoa; Chordata; Aves; Passeriformes; Thraupidae
Gene: YAF2
Product: YY1 associated factor 2
Exons: 4
Coding region: 169-711 (180 amino acids)
Biological process (GO): positive regulation of DNA-templated transcription
Cellular component (GO): nucleus
Molecular function (GO): transcription coregulator activity; DNA binding
Source: RefSeq, a predicted model, not a curated record